Melozone crissalis (California towhee) is the source of this 5144-nucleotide messenger RNA. RefSeq names its product synaptotagmin 14 (gene SYT14). Bases 1 to 2388 code for a protein of 795 amino acids. The record is from RefSeq and is a predicted model, not a curated record. Lineage: Eukaryota; Metazoa; Chordata; Aves; Passeriformes; Passerellidae. The transcript is spliced from 6 exons.
AUGGCGUUUUUUAGAAACCUUCAGCAAAAUCUGAGCCUUCCCUCGAUGUCUUCCCUGGUGGACACGCUCAGCAGUGCUGUGGAUGACCUGGCCAGUGUUGUUGGUGAGGUUGGCUACUCUGUAGCUGACUCAGUGACAGAGCAAGUAACCAGCAUGAUCAAUGGCCUGCGGGCAGAGGAUGAGAGCUCCAAAACGCAGAGUGAGAAACCUGUGGAAGGCAGAGAGGAACACACAUCCUCAUUAACUCAUUCUCAGGAAAUUAAUAUGAAAACUAAGAGAGGUGCUGCAGAACAUAAAGAGACUCAUAAUUCUAAUUCGUUAGAUUUUGUAAAAAGUGGUACAAGUCAAGUUGGAGUAUCUGACCAUGCUUUGAACAAAAACCAGUGCCAGUUAAGAGGCACAGAUCAUAAUAAUCCUCUCAGUGAUACAGAAGAACAUCAGGAUUCAAAGACUUUAGGAGGACCUUUUAAAAGGGAAGUAGUAGGGGGAAAUGAGUGUUUUGCAAAUGAUAAGUUCUUGAAGGAUAGUAACCUGAAAAGUAAAAAACUUACAGUGGAGCAAUCUAUAGAGGAGCAAGAUAAUUGUUUAUAUGCAGUGUCAGAUAAUUCUAAGAAUCGUGAGCAUAAAAAAAUCAAACCACAUUCACCUCAAGCUGAUUUUAAAGAUUCUGAUAAAGUGCACAGUAUGAAUGUUCCUCAAGAUGUAGAAACAAAGCUUGUUGAAGUACAGAAGGAGAAAUUAACAGAUUCCAGCUUGAAGAAGAUGCACAAUGACCAUCCCAGUUGCCUUAAUGAAAUCAAAGAAAAGAAAUCUGAAGCCUUCUUUGACAGAAAAAGAAAACCCAUCUCAAAGGAUGAAGGCAAUAUGUCAACUACAAAUGAGGGCAAAAGGAAAAACUCAAAGAAAUUAGAAAGAGAGCUAUGUAAUAAGAAGACAACAGGAAAAGACAAUUCUUAUAUGAGUAAAGACCAGCAUGGUUCAUCAUCUGAGAGUGAAGAUGAAGCACUGGGUAAAUAUCAUGAGGCCCUGUCUAGAACCCAGAGUUCCAGGCUGCCAGUGGUGGAUGGCAGACAGCAAAAAAACUAUAUAUGGGAAACCAGACAAAAAUAUAGUCCCCUGUCUGCAGAAUAUGAUGGAUACAGUAGUGAAGCCUCAAUAGAUGAAGCAAACUGCAUUCAGAGGAUGAGAAGAACACCUCCGCUGGAUGAACUGCAGCCACCUCCAUACCAGGAUGACAGUGGCUCCCCUCAUCUUUCCUGUACACCUUCUGAAGUUGGAGACAGCAAAUGUGAAUAUUCCCAGUGCAGCAACAGCCCAAGGUGUUCAUAUAAGUGCCCAAGUGAGGGAAGCACGGGACAUGAAAUAGAAAGCUUUCAUAACAAAGGGUAUGAAGAGGAUGUUCCCAGUGACAGCACAGCGGUUCUUAGUCCAGAGGAUAUGUCAGCUCGAGGAUCAUCUUCACAGCUUCCUAAACCUUUUGAUCCUGAGCCAGUAGCUAAAUAUGGCACACUGGAUGUGACUUUUGACUAUGACUCACAGGAACAGAAGCUUUUGGUGACAGUGACAGCUGUCACAGACAUUCCAACAUACAGCAGGACAGGUGGAAGCUCAUGGCAAGUACACCUAGUUCUUCUCCCUAUAAAGAAGCAGAGAGCAAAAACCAGCAUCCAGCGGGGACCGUGCCCUGUCUUCACAGAGACAUUCAAAUUUAAUCACGUCGAGUCAGAGAUGAUUGGGAAUUAUGCGGUUCGCUUUCGACUGUACAGUGUACGGCGCAUGAAAAAGGAGAGGGUUGUGGGAGAAAAGAUUUUUUACUUGACAAAAUUGAAUCUUCAAGGGAAGAUGUCAGUGCCAGUGAUACUGGAACCUUCUUACAGUCUGCCUGGUUGUGACUCUCAAAUGAGCAUGUCAGAAGUGUCCUGCAGUGAAAGUACCUCCUCUUGUCAGUCUCUGGUACAUGGCUCAGCUCCAGAAAUCCUCAUUGGCCUCCUCUAUAAUGCUACAACUGGAAGAUUAUCAGCAGAAGUGAUAAAAGGCAGCCACUUCAAAAACUUGGCAGCGAACAGACCACCCAAUACAUAUGUUAAGUUAACACUGCUGAACUCGAUGGGGCAGGAGAUGUCCAAGUGCAAGACUUCCAUCCGCCGAGGGCAGCCGAACCCGGUGUACAAGGAGACGUUCGUUUUCCAGGUGGCGCUGUUCCAGCUCUCGGACGUGACGCUCAUUCUCUCCGUCUACAACAAGCGCAGCAUGAAGCGCAAAGAGAUGAUAGGCUGGAUUUCCUUAGGUCUCAACAGCUCAGGAGAAGAUGAACUAAACCACUGGACUGAAAUGAAGGAGGCUAAAGGACAGCAAGUCUGUAGAUGGCAUACUCUACUGGAGUCCUAAUGGAUGGUAGAAGGUGCAGCCGUGGUUCUAAGGGAGCUUGUUCUCCCGGGAAGACGUUCAUCCCUGGUCGCAAUCAGCAGAUUCAUUGGGGGAGUAAAAAAUGGAAAUUGCAGUCAACAUUCCAUCGGAAAGGAUGCACAACGUGCAAAAUGGUGGCAUUUAAUACAGAAUCUUCACUUGGUGUCAUGAACUUCCUUGGUGUCAGAGGAUCCUUGCUGUACACAGAUACGAUAGCGGUCCCUUCCCCAUCCACCUGAUGCUGUAUUUGUUUGGGUUUGUUUUGUGGUCUUCAAUUCAGAAACAUUUUGUGCGAGGUUCUCCAAAUUAAUGUAAGCUCCUCCUUGUGUACCUUUUGUAUUGCUUUAAUACUGUAGCUUCUGACCUGCCUGCAUUCAGAUUAAAGGUCAAUAGUUUGCACUUUCAGAAAAAGUUAAUGGUCUGUAAAGCAAAAGCAAAAAAAAGAAAAACCACUGGUGAAAGAACACUUAAUAAUACAGCAAAUAGAAAUAUACUGUUGUUUUGCACUGAGUUUCUUUCCAGGAGCUUGGUAAAGUAAGUUUUCAUUUUUUGAUAUGCAGUUGGUUUGAAAAAUACUGGCAUUUGGGCGUCAGGUGAACUUUGACAUCAAACUAAUGUUUCUUCAGUCUGUGACAGGAACAAGCUCUAUAUAUGGCAAAAAUUGGGUUUUUCCCUCUUGCCUGUACUUCUGCCUAAUCCAAAGAGACCAGACCAUUCGUUUGGUCCCUUCCAAAACUCCUUAGACAGGUUGUACUGUAAAACUAUGUAACUUUCUGUUGAAAGCACUUCCUCUACUCAUGUAUUCCAAUGUAGGAAGCUCAUAGAGCGCGACUUUACUAAAAUAUAUUUUCAUUAAACAAAUUGAUACAGGUUUCUUUAAAAUGUCAGCAGUUGGAAGUUAGCUUGAAGGACUGUGAAGGAAGUAACAGCAGUUGAACUACUCUGGAUGAAUGCAAAAUACUGUGGAUUUGCUUGAGACAGGUAUCCAUUCGGGUCUCUUGUGAGCUGUUUUAGGCAUUACCAUAUGCUGUUUGUUGGAAGUAGAGAGCAGACCAGGGGUUUUUACCUUUCUUCUUGAAGAAGAGAACAUCAGUAAGUUAUUUUUCUAGGGAUUUUCCAGCAAUGGAAAGAAUGUUCACACACAAACUAGGAGUUUGCUUUGCUUGUAUUCAGGUUGGGAAACACAGCUUGCUAAUGAUGCAGUUGAGAAGCUGCAGUAUCACCAGAUAAACACUCCUGGCAUCCACCAAAACUGGGGAAAUAUCAGUGCUUCUGAGGUUCCUAUUUGUCCCAAAGCCUUUAGCUGGACUCACACCAAUUUAUUGACUGCUGAAUCCAAUUUAAAUUACUAAAAUUAUAAGUUACUGAGUAGAUGUAUUUUAAAAAAGCUUCCCAAUUUAAAUAUUCUUUCUGCUUGUAAUUACAAGUUUUGUUUAAUUGUUCCUGUAAAGAAAACAAGCAAUUUCUUUUUUAUUAUAAAUGAUGAUAAUGUCUUACUAAUAUGAGACCUCACUGACUGUUGUAGCACUUGGUGGGUAGAAAAGUGUUGGAUUUUGUUGAGACAAUUAGUGUUAGUCUCAAGUGUUCUCAUUAGGACCGAUGUGUUCCUCUUGGAUUCCUUCAUAAUACCUUUGAACAGUCCUGGCUUUGGGGUAUACAGACAGUCAAGUACAGUGGGACUGGGGAUGGUGAGUAUGCUGUAAGAAAGAUAUUUCACAUGGUUCUCAAAUUCUCACACUAUUUAACAAUUUCAUUAAGUCCUUUUUAAAGGAUUUUGUAAUUCCAUGUCUUGAUUUAUUUGGUGUCAAUAGACUGAUUUAUUUGCAGAGCCAGGCUUUCAGUUUUUAUUGAUUUAAAGACUUAAACAUUAUUACAGACCUUUGUGUUUUGGGUUUUUUCCUCCUGAUAUUGCACUGCUGCUUCAUUUACAGAAGCUUUAUUUACUAAAUACAAAUAAUGCAACAACUUUCUUUAAACAGGAAUGGUCUUGCAGUUAUACAAUGCAGGUUGUCUCUCUCAGUCACUUUUGUUAGUCCAGUUUGAGAAAUGUAAUGUUGAUUGUAUAAUUUAAUACAAAAUCAGCAUUAAUUUAAUAUGCAUAAGAAAAAUGCUCAGAUUUUCACAAUCUUUUCAGCUUUCCAUAUAAUAGAAGCAAUGACGUAGAAGCUGUUGUGAAGCAGUUUUUCAUUGGAUGUGGAGGGAGUUUUAUCUAUUCUGUUUGUGGAUAUUUAGAUGCUCUUUCCUAAAACUGAAAAUUGUCUCUUGAUGGAUUGUCUCUUUGUACAGCUUUUGUUAUUUAAAAUAAUGUACAAUAUUGAACAGCAAGAACUGGGUCAGGUAAUUCCAGUGGAGAACAUACUUAACAUCAUCACUGAACAAAUGAAGAAGUCAGUUUGGAAGGUGCAGCAAAUAACCUCUUACAGAACCAAACUAAAUGAAACUGUGUCAUGAUGUGGGUUUCUGUUUGUAGGUUGCAUUGCUUCAGCUUUGUGUUUCACCAUUUAGAUUUCCAAGGCACUGAAAUCUUAAUUUAGACACAACAGAGAUUUCUGGUACUCUGUGUUGGGCUCAUUUGGGAAGAGGAAUCUCUCUCUAGGACUUUCCUAAAGCAUUCAGGACCAGUUUGUGCUUCAGAGAAGGAUGGUUUACUUGGAUUUAUAAGAGGCUAGAAACUGAAUGUUUAAAGAAUGGAAAUGAAUGUUUAAUUUUGACACAGUAGAACAUUGAUUUGCUGUGCA